This is a messenger RNA of Argiope bruennichi, 7551 nucleotides long. RefSeq names its product pyruvate carboxylase, mitochondrial-like (gene PCB). The record is from RefSeq and is a predicted model, not a curated record. The transcript has 21 exons. Gene Ontology annotation, biological process: pyruvate metabolic process; gluconeogenesis. The coding region runs from base 280 to 3828 and encodes 1182 amino acids. Gene Ontology annotation, molecular function: pyruvate carboxylase activity; metal ion binding; ATP binding. Gene Ontology annotation, cellular component: cytoplasm. Lineage: Eukaryota; Metazoa; Arthropoda; Arachnida; Araneae; Araneidae.
ACAAGAAGACACACGUGAGGGCAUCUUCCUCAAAUCCUUUCUGGGAUUACGAAAUUUUAGUUCAGUGUUCAGUUGUAAUUCCGAAGUCCACAGUCGUUGAUUGUCUAAAGCAAAUAAAUAUUGAAUGACAUCUUCUAUCAAACCCUCUUCAAAGAUUAGUAUUAUUAGAUAUUUUAAUAUGUAAGAAAACAAGGAUUUUCAAAGUUCAUGGCUACCUAUUGAAUUAAUUUUAAAAUUAAAAACAAAUUCAUAUUAGAGUUCGGUUCCAACUGAGGGAAGAUGUAUCAGUUCACGGUGAGGAAUUCCAUUGGAAAGUCUUUUCUUUGGCGUAACCUUGUUUACCAACAAAUAAGAGGUAGUCAUGGCACGGUCCAAGAAAUCCAUAAGCCCAUCAAGAAAAUUUUGGUGGCUAACAGAGGGGAAAUCGCCAUCCGCGUUUUCCGAGCAUGCACUGAACUUGGCAUCCGAUCUGUUGCUGUGUAUUCCGAGCAGGACAAAAUGCACAUGCACCGUCAAAAAGCAGAUGAAUCGUACUUGAUUGGAAAAGGCCUACCUCCUGUUCAAGCGUAUCUAAAUAUUCCAGAAAUAAUUAAAAUCGCCCAGGAAAACAGCAUUGAUGCUAUCCAUCCUGGAUAUGGCUUUCUGUCUGAAAGGGCAGAUUUUGCUCAAGCUUGUUUGGCAGCUGGUAUUCGAUUUAUUGGCCCGUCUCCUGUGGUUAUGGAAAAGAUGGGGGAUAAAGUUUCAGCUCGGAAAUCUGCUAUAGCUGCUGAUGUAAAAGUAGUUCCUGGUACUGAUACUCCUAUCAUAGAUUUGAAAGAUGCCACCAACUUUGUUGAGCAGCAUGGACUUCCUAUUAUCUUGAAAGCUGCUUAUGGCGGUGGUGGGAGAGGGAUGCGUGUAGUGAAGAAUAUGGCGGAAUUUGAAGAGCUUUUUAACCGUGCUGUCUCUGAAGCUACAGCUGCUUUUGGCAAUGGAUCUGUGUUUAUCGAAAAAUUUAUAGAAAAACCACGUCAUAUAGAGGUUCAGAUAUUAGGUGAUAAUUAUGGCAAUGUUGUGCAUCUGUUUGAAAGAGACUGCUCAGUUCAAAGAAGGCAUCAAAAAGUUGUCGAAAUUGCACCUGCUCCUAAUUUUAGUGCAUCAAUCCGACAGAAAAUGACUGAUGAUGCCAUUAGGUUAGCCAAAUCAGUUGGCUAUCAGAAUGCUGGAACAGUUGAAUUCCUUUUGGAUGAAAAAGGAGAUCACUAUUUUAUUGAAGUGAAUGCCCGAUUGCAAGUGGAGCAUACAGUUAGUGAAGAAAUUACUGGGAUCGAUUUAGUACAGUCCCAGAUUAAGUUAUGUGAGGGCUACAGUUUGCCUGAAUUAGGAAUGCAGCAAGACCAUAUUCACAUGAAAGGCUGUGCAAUUCAAUGUAGAGUUACUACAGAAGAUCCAGCUAAAAACUUUCAGCCUGACACAGGACGUAUUGAGGUUUUCCGCAGUGGCGAAGGUUUUGGUAUUCGAUUGGAUGGAGCUUCUGCUUUUGCAGGGGCUGUGAUUUCUCCCUAUUACGAUUCUCUUCUAGUGAAAGUAAUUGCACAUGCAAAAGAUCUGACUGCCACUGCUUCCAAAAUGAACCGAGCUCUCAGGGAAUUUCGUAUCAGAGGAGUCAAAACAAAUAUUCCCUUCCUCCUGAAUGUUCUGGAAAAUCCCAAAUUUUUAAGUGGCACCAUUGACACCAACUUCAUCGAUGAAAAUCCUCUUCUAUUCCAAUUCGAAGCCACACAGAACAGAGCCCAAAAAUUACUUCGAUACAUCGGAGAAGUGAUGGUGAACGGACCAACCACACCUCUUUCGACGAACUUGAAACCUUCGGACUUGGAUCCGCAUGUCCCAGAAAUACCUGCAGGUUUCAAGCCAUCGAAAGGUUUUCGAGAUAUCCUACUACGAGAAGGCCCGGAGGCAUUCAGUAAAGCUGUGCGCAAUCACAAAGGCCUGCUGUUGAUGGACACUACAUUCCGGGACGCUCAUCAGUCGCUGUUAGCCACAAGAGUUCGUUCUUUUGAUCUAUUGAAAAUAUCGCCCUACGUGGCUCACAGUUUCAACAAUUUUUACAGUCUUGAAAACUGGGGAGGUGCGACGUUUGAUGUUGCCAUGCGUUUCCUGCAUGAAUGCCCCUGGGAGAGACUCCAGGCCAUGCGGAAUCUCAUUCCUAACAUUCCUUUCCAAAUGCUGCUGAGGGGAGCCAAUGCCGUGGGCUACACUUCAUACCCAGACAAUGUUGUCUUUAAGUUCUGUGAGAUGGCUAAACAGUGUGGGAUGGAUAUAUUCCGGGUGUUUGAUUCCUUAAACUAUGUCCCUAACCUUCUUCUUGGAAUGGAGGCUGCUGGAAAUGCAGGUGGUGUUGUUGAAGCUGCUAUCUCUUACACUGGAGAUGUUUCUAAUCCUAAACGUACAAAGUAUGAUCUGAAUUAUUAUCUAAAUUUGUCUGAUGAAUUAGUGAAAGCUGGUACGCACAUCUUAUGCAUCAAGGACAUGGCAGGUCUUUUGAAACCCCAGGCUGCGAAACUGCUGGUGACCGCCCUCCGAGAUCGCCACCCUGAUAUUCCUAUUCACAUUCACACCCACGACACGGCCGGAGCAGGAGUUGCCUGCAUGCUGGCCUGCGCAGAGGCUUCUGCAGAUGUUGUAGACGUGGCAGUUGACUCUAUGUCUGGCAUGACUUCUCAACCCAGUAUGGGAGCUAUUGUGGCUUGUUUGGAUGGUACAGAUCGCGAUACUGGCAUUGCCCUCGAAAAGGUGUCUCAGUACUCCGCAUUCUGGGAGCAGACCCGCACCCUGUACGCACCAUUCGAGUGCACCGUGACCAUGAAGAGUGGGAACGCCGACGUGUACGAGAACGAGAUACCCGGCGGACAGUACACCAAUCUGCAGUUCCAGGCGUUCAGUCUGGGCCUGGGAGAGCACUUCGAAAAGAUAAAAAAAGCGUACGCAGAAGCGAACAAGCUUCUUGGAGAUCUCAUUAAGGUGACGCCCACUUCGAAAGUCGUCGGCGACCUGGCGCAGUUCAUGGUGCAGAACAAGCUCUCCGCGAAGGAGAUCGAGGAGCGGGCCGAGGACCUCAGCUUCCCCAGUUCCGUGAUCGAGUUCAUGCAAGGUUACAUCGGGAUACCCCACGGAGGAUUCGUCGAACCUCUCCGCUCCAAGAUUCUGAAAGACAUGGUCAGAAUCGAAGGGCGUCCCGGGGCCAGUCUGCCUGCCCUGGACUUCGACAAACUGAAAGCUGAUUUGGAAGACAAGCACGGAAUGGCCGUCGACGACCAGGACGUCAUGAGCGCCGCCAUGUAUCCCAAAGUGUGCGAUGACUUCUUACAGUUCCGGAACACGUACGGCCCCGUCGACUGCCUCAACACCAGGAUUUUUCUCGUCGGACCCAAAGUGGCUGAAGAAUUUGAGGUGAAUAUCGAAAAGGGCAAAACUUUGCACAUCAAGACCCUUGCGGUGUCCGAGGAAAAGAACAGCGCCGGCGAAAGAGAAGUGUUCUUCGAGCUGAACGGCCAACUGCGAUCCGUGUUUAUCCGGGAUAAGUCUGUGAAGGAGGAGGUCCACGUGCGCCCUAAAGCAGACAAGACGAAAAAGGGUUCCGUGGGCGCACCCAUGCCGGGCACUGUCAUCGACGUCAAGGUCGAAGAGGGCAAACAGGUGAACAAGGGUGACGCCAUGAUCAUCCUGAGCGCCAUGAAGAUGGAGAUGGUCGUGCAGGCCCCCGUCUCCGGGAAAGUCAAGAAAGUGCACGCAGCGAAGGACAUGAAGGUGGAAGGCAACGAUCUGCUGGUGGACAUCGAGGAGUGAGGAGUGCACGUCGUCAUUCGGAUGGAUGAUUUCUCCUCUGAUGGUAGAACGUGCAGCAUUUAAAAUUCUUGUUGUACAUAAUUUUUUCGGGAUGAUCCUAUGUAAAAUCUUAUGGUUUUUUUUUUGGGGGGGGGGGGCGAAUCGCUAAUUUGCAGCAUGACAUGAUUCAUCUAUUUGGUUGAUAAUUAUUUGCCUUUUAAUUUUAGAAUGGGCAGUAUUAAAGUUCCUGUUGUAUAUGUAAAUAUUAUAAAAAAAUGGAGGAGAAUGUACUCAAUUUCAACUAAUGAGGUUAUUAAUUUGUUUUAUAAAUGAUUUAUGAUAGCUAGAAAUAUUUCUAUUUUGCACUAAAAUGAAUACAAUUGAUCUUUUAUUUUAAUGAUUUUCAUGAAAUGAAAAUCUCCAAGUGAUCAUGCUAAAUGCAUAGGAAUGAAAAAAAGUAUAUAUAUAUUAGUUUUGUCUUUUAUAUUAGUAUCUGCUGUUUUUCUUUAUACUCUUUUUUUAUGUAUUGUCUUUUAUGUUCUUGCUGAUUUUAUAAUUAUAUUCUUGGUCAAAGUUAUUGCAUUAAAUUUGUGAUACCUUUUGUACACUUAAGUGUGUUUGAUUUAAAAAGUAUUUUGAAAAUUUAUUUCUUGACAUUUUUAUUGAACAUGUAUGUAAUCAUUUGAUAAGUAUUAUUCCUUGUUUAAAAUGAUGGUAUGGAUUUUGAACACAGUGCAUCUUGAUGCUCAUCAUCUUUUUGAUGGAUGAAUAUCUGUUGACUUGACUUCUGAUUUUAGGAUGAGCUGCAUUAACGAAUCUUAUGUAAGAAGGCAUAGAGAUGAUGAUUCCAAAGUUUUCUUUAUCAAAAUGUCCUCUUAUUUAAAAAUGAUUCUUCUCUCCUUUUUAUAAAAAGAUUGUAUUGUGUUUUUACAGAUAUUUUUCCUCUUAUUUUGGUUUUCAUGAUUUUAUGAAUCUGUACCUUAUCUUAUGAACUUAGUACCUGCUUUUUAUGCGUUAUUUUUAUUUUAAAACUGAUCAUAAAAAUUUCUUGUCUGGUGAACAUUAUUAAACUCAUAUCACUUUUCAGCUGUAAAUAAUAAUUUAAAAUUUUCUCUUGAUUUUUUAAAAUAAUUUUUAAUUGCUUUGUAAAAAAAACAUUGCCUUUCCUUUUAAAUGGUUUGAAUGUAUUUUGCAGAUUGAUUUUAAUUACUGAAUUUAUUUUGGAUUUGAAGUAAUUCUUAUUUUUGGGAAUGUAUUUGAGGCACUGAAAACCAGUUCAACUUAUCUUUAUUACUUUAAGCAAUUAAACAAUUAUUCACUGAUGUCAUUUUAAUGGUGCCAAUUCUAGUGCCAAUGCUUGCAGAGAUCUCGGAUUUAGAUACAGAAUUUUUCGAUUUUGUGAGAUGUUCAGAUAAAUCCAUUUAUAGUCCUUUCAUCGAUGACUUCACAUUUGAAUGAAAUAGUGCCCUUGUUUCUAUAGUCAUAUUUUGAAUGAUUAUUUUUUUUGUUCCGAUUUUCUAUAUCUAACACAUAAUUUUAUUUUUAAUGAAAUCAUACAUUUAUUUUAUAAUGAAAUCAUUUCUGCUAUCUGUAAAUACACUGUAGCCCAUCUAACUAGUCAUUUUUAAAUUUUUCAUAUUUUUUUAUAGUCUUAUGAUGAUCCUCACUAAAAGAAGCUGAAAGUAUUGCUUUUUAAGCUAUAAAUGACUCUUUAACCCUUUGAAUCAUGUUACAUUAUUAAUGGAAGCUGAAAAAUUUUCUAACUGAAUUCUAACGUUUUAUUGCUUCAAUGCACGUGAAAUUUUCAAACCGUGUUUCAGACAAACUUUUUUUUAUGUAUUAUUAUUAUUAGGUCUUGUAUAUGACUAUUCAUACAGCAUCUUACAGUUGAAUAAUUUUUAUGCAUUUAUAUUGUUAAUAGAAACACAAAUGCAAUUUCCAAAAAAGAAUAAAGGAUAAAAAAAAGUAUAUUUUUUAAUAGGUGUUUGCUAUUAUUCCUUUUGUGCCAAUUAUUUUAUUUGUAUAAAACUUAAUAUACGUAAAAUAAGUAGUUUUCUGAUUAAAAAUAGAUAAAAUAUAUUAUUUAUAGAUUGACACAUUUUCUUAUGAAACAUGAAAUGAAUUUGAAGUGCCACCACGAUCCCAAUCCUGAAAAAUAUUAUAAACUUAUUGCAUAAAAACUGUAAACAUAAACCCAUUCCAGUUAAAGGGCACAGUUUCAAAUUCAGAAACCAAAGAGAUGAAGCGCUUCGUUUUCCCAUGUCCAUUCAUGUACAGGAUACAACUGCAGCUUGCAUUGAAUCUUUUAAAAGAAAAACGAUAUUGAUGUGUAAUUAAAUUAACAUAUUUGAACUGUACUUUUUUCACAGCUUUGAUUUCAGAUUUUUAAUUAUGUAUUCCAAUUUUUGUUAUUCGACUUUUUUCCCCUUAUAAAACAUGAAUGCUUUUUAACUCUUUAAAUACCAUCCUGUGCCCAAAAAUCUUUUGUAUUUGACUUCCAUUCUUUCGCACAAGAAGCUGCACAUUUGGAAAGAUGACCGGAAUAAGUUUGUAAUUAAAAAUAUGUUAAAAUGAAGAAAAAAAUAAGCUGCAAAAUCUAAAUACAUAGGUGUAUAAAAUCCAACGUUAUUCAGAGAAUGCUAGGAAAUAGACAUAUCUGUUAAAGAAAAUAAACACGGUUCGAAAAUAUGGUUAGUGCACAACACGAAAAUGCAGCUGAGAGAAAGAGAGAGAGAAAAUAAAUGGAAUAAAAAAAUACACCGCCUGCUUAAAUGUGUUUUUGAAUGAAAACUGUACAUUUUUUUAUUAUCUUCACAGUAAUGUUCCUCCCCUAUCCCACCUAAGGAAUGGGCAUGCCCCAGACCAACUUCUGAUUUCAUUGCAUUCCAAAGUAGUGGCAACAGACAUCCAACAAAUGAAAGAACUGCUGAGGAAAUGAAUGCAUAGUCUAUGAAUCUGAAAUAGAGAGCAUGGCCCAACAGUUAAUUUCUAAAUCUUUAGAGAUAGGCAUAUAGUUUCAGUUGGUACGUGGUGCAAAGAAUUAUAUUUUACUUUUUUGUUCGUAGAUAUGAAUCUUGAUGCAGUCAUUUAUCUAAUUCUUCUUAGCACACACACACAUAAUUCUGUUUCUGAAAUUUUAAUAUAUUAAGUAUGUUUAAUAAGAAAGGGGGGGGCUGGAAAAAUAUUUAGAUUUCGUAAAUUUGCGGUAUAACAUGAAUCGAUUCAAAGAGCACAAAACAUAAAUCUCUGCCAUUUCUCCUUUGGAAGUACAUGCCCACUUCUAAUGGACAUCCCAGUUGUGUAUUCAAGCGGCAAGUGAAUGGUUUCAAUGAAUCACUGCUGAGAAUUCCAAAAUCAUUUAUUGUCAGUGAACUACUGCUUCCAGAACUCCGUCGAUACAAUAGUUCUUCCAAAAUAAAUGCAAAAUAGAGGAGUAAUUUAAUUCUGAAAAUAAACGUGAGUGAUCUCGAAGUCUACUCUGGUUGUUUGUAUAGUGUUAAGCAUGAAAGUACUUAAGUGUGUUCUUGUAUUAUAGAAAUGAUAGGUCGAGAUUGAGAAUUUUUCUAUUUUUGUACUGUCGUUGAAUUAUUGAAGUUGUUCAUGAGCACAUUUAGGAUUUUUUUUUUUCUUCCCUUUAGCUUUUUGAUAUAUUUUGUACUGAAGUACAUAUAUUUAGUUUACUAUAUAUUGUCAGAAUUGUUGUUGCAAAUGAUGUAUUGUUCAAAUAAAUAAUUUUCAACUUCA